Molecule: messenger RNA, 5008 nt
Organism: Sitodiplosis mosellana (orange wheat blossom midge)
Lineage: Eukaryota; Metazoa; Arthropoda; Insecta; Diptera; Cecidomyiidae
Product: ATP-binding cassette sub-family C member 4-like
Exons: 14
Coding region: 735-4772 (1345 amino acids)
Biological process (GO): transmembrane transport
Cellular component (GO): membrane
Molecular function (GO): ATP binding; ATP hydrolysis activity; ABC-type transporter activity
Source: RefSeq, a predicted model, not a curated record
CAUUGUCUGAAACGCUUAUCAGUUAUCAUUCCAUCAUAAUGUUGAUAAUUAUCAACAACUGUUUCAUCGCAACAACUAAAAUUGCUCAAUUCAACCCAGUUCAGUUGUUCUGCUGUCAUUCAUCGCAGUUGAUUUCUAGAAGAAUAUUUAGUUUCAUUAGUUUUUCUUUGCAUUAACAGUCCUUAAUUGAAUAAAUCUACAAAAAAGCUUUCAAUUUAAUUAAAUCAAGUCUUGAUAUAAAUGUUAAAUUAUCAACAAAUAAAUUAUAUAAUUUACUUGGGAAAACUUGUGCAUUGUUUGAUAUACUUUCGUCUAUAAUAUAUUAACAUUAUAGUGUUCAGUUCGUAUACUUUCAAAAAUUCUUCUAACGUUUUUAAGUAAAUCUUGGAAAAAUUUAAAAUUCAUUUCACUUAUAGACAAAAAGAGUUUUUCAAUGAAAACGAAAUUCGUUCAAAGUGUUAAUCUGUGAUUAUUUUUAUUACCAUAAUAACAGUGUGUUCAAUGAGCUGGCGUUUGAUAUUAUGUGAAAUUGUAUACUUCAUCUUUGAAUUGUAAAAAUGUUCUGAAUUACUUCAUUACCGUAGUGGAUUUUUUUUUAAUCUUUGCAUUAUUUGCUGAUUCAAAACAUUCAUUUUGUUAUUUACGCAAUCGGUUUUUGUGUCAUUUUACAACCAAAGAUAUGCUAUGUUUUUUUUUUAGUUUUAAUAAAAGUGUGCUAAAUUAGUCGAAAAAAGAUGGAAAUUGGAUAUAGAAAAUUGUCAAAGAGUCCACGACAAAAUGCUAACAUUUUGUCCAUAAUAUUUUUCGGUUGGUCAAUACCAAUUUUCAAGAAGAGCUAUCAAAAGACCCUACAUCCGAAUGAUGCUUUUGAACCGCUUGUUGAAGACCGCUCAGACUUUCUGGGAGAUCGACUAGAGAAACAAUGGCAGGCUGAACGGAAGAGAAUGUCCCGUCCAUAUUUGGCCCGAGCAUUAUUCAAAGCAUUUUGGUGGGAAGCACUUGUUCUAGGACUUUAUUGUAUUUUCACCGAUUGCUUUUGUAGAUUAACAUUUGCAUUCAUAUUGGAAAGACUUUUAUCACAUUUUCGUGAAAAUUCAGACGUAUCCCAAGAAGAUGCAUUAACAUAUGGUGCCGUUCUUUUUGCAUUCUCCAUUUGCUCAGGAAUCAGUUUUCUUCACCACCUUUUCAAGGGUUAUCACUGUACCAUGAAAGUUCGUGUAGCUCUGUCUAGUGUUAUUUACCGAAAGGCACUGUGCCUAUCACAAAGAGCCUUAACCAAUUCGGUGCCGGGAAAACUUGUGAACUUGCUAUCAAACGAUCUUCAACGCUGCGAAACACUGUCAUAUUUGCAUACAUUAUGGGUGUCUCCUCUAACAACUGUUCUAGCUGCAUAUAUUUUGUGGAGAGAAAUUGAUUGGGCUGUCAUUGUGGGAAUAGCCAUUAUUUUACUCUUUUUACCUGUUCAAAGUUACAUGGGAAAAUUGUCUGGGAGAAUUCGGUUCCAGACUGCAUUACGAACGGAUGAACGCGUUCGAUUCAUGGACGAGAUAAUAUCUGGAGUUCAGCUGAUUAAAAUGUGUGCAUGGGAAAAGCAAUUUGAACAAUUGAUCGGAGCCAUUCGACAACUUGAAUUGGAAAUGGUGCUAAAGAAUGCAUACAUUCGAGCUAUUCAACAUAUACUAUCUCUGUUUUCAGCCAAAAUGGCGCUCUUCGGAACAAUUUUAACAUUCGUUUGGCUACAUGGCGCGGAGAAUCUUACAGUUUCCAAAAUGUUUAUGACCGCAUAUUUAUUCAAUAUUAUUUCGCAUGCAAUGUGUCGCCUCUUUGUCCGGGCCGUUUUCGCAAUGAAUGAACUAUUGAGUGCUCUCAAGCGAUUACAAACCUUUCUUGAAUAUGAAGAAAAUAGUGAAUCUAGCUUGAAUAGUUCAACGAUUAUUAACUCUGAUGUACUUGAAAAUCAAAAUUUAGGUUUUUCCAUGAAAAAUGUGUCAGCCGAAUGGAGUGGUGUCGACGAACGAAAAUUGACUAAAAAUGUUGACACAAAUAAAAGUAAGACUGAAACCAUAUCUAACGAAUGCAAGUCAUUCAAGCUCCAAGAUAUAAGCCUGGAAAUAUUGAAAGGAAAACUUAUCUUUAUUGUUGGACCUGUGGGUGCUGGUAAAUCGACACUCUUGCACGUUUUGCUUAAAGAAGUGCCAGUCAUUCAAGGUGCUAUGGGCAUAAAUGGUAAAAUCUCUUACUCGAGCCAAGUAAGUUGGACUUUCACAUCAAAGAAUAUUCGACAGAACAUCAUAUUUGGACAGCCCAUGGAUCGAUCACGGUACAAUAAAGUAAUUGAUUUUGCAGCCCUAACAAAAGACUUUGAACAAUUUAGUAACGGUGAUAUGACGAUUAUUGGUGAAAAUGGAGCUGGACUAUCGGGAGGACAGAGAGCGAGAAUAAAUUUCGCCCGUGCAUUAUAUCGCAAAGCGGACAUUUAUUUAAUAGAUGAUCCUCUAAGCGCCGUGGAUACUCACGUUCAAUCUCAUCUAUUCAAUAAGUGUAUCGGCCCAAAUGGAUACUUGGCACGACAAAAUGCCACUCGAAUUUUGGUAACACAUCAACUGCACUUCAUGAAAGAGGCAGAUUGGAUUGUCGUCAUGAAAGAUGGAAGAAUUGAGAUGCAAGGAGAUUAUAAUACAUUAUCAAAAUCUGGUUUUGAUUUCGAUUACAUAGCAAACAAGAAUGAAAUUGAACCGAGACCAAAUGCUUUAACAACGAAUAUCCAGCGUCGAAAAUCAGCGUCAUCGCACAAAAGUCCAUCAAAUUCAUUGGAAUCAUUGAAAAAAGAAUCAAAUAUUUUGGAAAUAAAUGAGAAAAUACUGGACGAGAAAAGUGUGUUGGUGAAAGAGUUGGAAGCAACAUCAAAGGGCAAAGUAAAUGGUUGGAUGCUCUUGAAUUACCUCCAUUCUUCGGAUGUUCCUUGUAUAUUAAUACUACUGUAUGUCUCUUAUACAAUAACUCAAGCACUGGCAAGCUUAGUUGAUAUAUGGGUAUCAAAGUGGAUCAGAAGUGAAGAAUCUCGAGCAUUUCAACUUCGAACCAGCUCAUCAAAUAAUUCGUUAAAUUCAUUUGAUCUGGCAUCAAACGAUACAGAACCAAGGCUAUGGUCCACUGAAACGUACAUAUCUAUAUACAGUGCAAUUAUGUUGUCGUUGCUGUUAUGUGUGGCCAUGAGAUCGGCUACAUUUUGUCGAGUUUGUACAAAAGCAUCGAAGAAUUUACAUGGAAAAAUGUUCCACAGCUUGAUAUCAACGUCUAUGCGAUUCUUUGAUGAAAAUCCAACUGGACGUAUUAUGAAUAGAUUUACGAAAGACUUGGGCAGUAUUGAUGAAAUAUUGCCAAGGGCAUUGACCGAAGCAACUACAAUCAUUUUAACUGGACUUGGCGCAAUUGGUGUAACCAUUUUUACAGAUAUUAAACUGUCCGUAGUCAUCCUGACAAUGACAAUCAUAUUUAUUUUUAUACGUAAAAUAUAUUUGAAAUGUUCCACGAAUAUCAUGCGCUUGGAAGGAAUUACAAAAUCGCCCGUAUUCACCCACAUUGCAGCGACUUUGAGUGGAUUAUCUGUGAUUAGAUCAUUCCAAGCUGAAGAUAUUUUACGUGAAGAGUUUGAAAGACACCAAAACCUCAACACUGGCACUUUCUUCAUGUUUUUAGGCACAUCGAAUGCAUUUGGGAUGUCAUUAGAUUUGAUGGUAUAUGUCUUCAUUGGCAUUGUCGUUUUCCUUUUCUUAGUGGUGAAUGAAGAUGUAUCUGGAGAUCGAGUGGGUUUGGCAAUAACACAGGCACUCAGUUUGUCUGGGCUUUUGCAAUAUGGAGUAAAAUUAAGUGCUGAUGUAACAAAUCAUCUAACGUCCGUUGAGCGUGUGUUGGAGUACAGUCAACUAGAACCGGAAAAGCAACCAGAUAUACCACACAAAGUGUCAAAAGACUGGCCAUCAAAAGGGAAAAUUGAAUUUAGGAAUGUUUCGUUUCGAUAUUCAGCUGAUGAAUUAGUUUUACGUGGCAUAUCAUUCGCAGUAAAGCCCAAAGAGAAAGUCAGCGUUGUCGGUCGUACAGGUGCUGGAAAGAGCUCAUUGGUCCAUGCGAUAUUUCGAUUGGCAAUCGUAGAUGGUGAUAUACUCUUGGAUGACAUUAACACUGCUUCAGUGGAAUUGAGUGAACUACGAUCGAGAGUAUCGAUAAUUCCUCAAGAGCCAACACUUUUUUCAGGCACAUUGCGACGAAAUUUGGAUCCAUUCGAAGAAUACUCGGACAAUGACAUUUGGAGUGCGCUUGCGAAUGUUGAAAUGGAAGCGUAUGUAUCGAAAAAUAAUGGGCUGCAGAUGCCAGUUCAAUCACAUGGACAAAACUUCAGUACAGGUCAACGACAGAUUCUAUGUUUAGCUCGAGCAAUCCUACGAAAGAAUCGCAUUAUUAUUCUUGACGAAGCUACGGCAAAUGUUGAUCUUCGAACGGAUGAAAUAAUUCAAAAGACAAUACGAGAAAGUUUCGCAGACUCUACAGUGAUAACAGUGGCCCAUCGAUUAAAUACUAUUAUCGAUUCUGAUCGGGUGUUAGUUAUGGAUGCCGGUACUGCUAUUGAGUUCGACGCACCGUAUUUACUUAUGCAAAAAGGUGGCGUAUUUAAGGAAAUGGUCGAAGCACUCGGACAAAUCGAAUAUGAUCGUCUGAUUUUGAAGGCUGAGCAACAAUUUAUUAGCUCAAGAAAUUGCAUUGUUGAUCAGUAAAUUCAAAAAAAAAUCAAUUUCAUUCAAUCAAAGUAUUUUCAUUUAAUUCGCAAUCUUUUAACUAAAUUCGAGAGCUUCGUCUAAGGCAAAUUACAUGCUACUAGCGCCACACUGAAACACAUUUGAUUUGCAUUGUACACGUAAGCGGUGGGAGUUCGAACUAUCAAAUUACAACAACACAAUUAUACAGAUUACUCGACCAAAUUAUCCAUUAAAUAUGUCAAUUUUAAUCAAAA